AUGGAUGUUGGAUCGCGCGAUGCAUCCAAUGCUCCAAAUAUUGCGUCCAAACGAUGCUCUACGGGUUAUAAUCGUGUCAAACCAUCCUUCGACCCGGUAAACUAUUUGCACAAGAGACUAAAUAUAAUGCACGUAACAAUCGGAAAAUCAAGGAUUUUAGUCAGCCUAACGGGAGAUGCGCGAGCAGCUCACAAGCAUGCGACUUAUUGGGUUUGUGACAUUCAGACGCAACAGGGAAACAGAUUCCUUCCUACUCACCUCAGCCAAAGAGAAUCUAUCAGCUUGAUAACGUGCUCGCAGACGAGGCUGCAAGAUCGAAAAGAAAAAGCCCGAUGGUAG
Messenger RNA from Plasmopara halstedii, 339 nucleotides. RefSeq lists its product as uncharacterized. The record is from RefSeq and is a predicted model, not a curated record. The transcript has a single exon. Lineage: Eukaryota; Oomycota; Peronosporomycetes; Peronosporales; Peronosporaceae. The coding region runs from base 1 to 339 and encodes 112 amino acids.